ACCGGCUCCUCGAUGGCACCCACAUGCGUCCACCACCAGUCCAACGCCUCUACACAAGCACCCUCUCUUGCCAACUUUUCCGAAGCAACCCCGACCGAAACUUCCAUCAGCACAGGGCAAGCUAGCUUCUUCACUGGCGGUGUGCCGCUGCUUGAGGAUGAUAACGGGGUACUCGUGCGUCCGCAGCACACAUGCCGGAACCCAGUGUAUGAGUGCGCGUUCUGGUUCUUGAGAUGCUCGUACAUCUCGUACAACAUGGAGGAGUGGCAUACGCACUGUCUCAGCCAUUUCCAUGGCGAGGAACCUCCUCGGUCGGUGCGAUGUCCGCUCUGCGAAUGGGAGUACCUUGGCGACGACGGAAAGAUAGCGUGGGACCGUAGAAUGGACCACAUUGCGUAUGAACACUUCCAGCGCGGACAGACCUUGAAGACCAGCCGACCGGACUUUGGUCUCUUCCACCACCUUUGGAACAAACGACUGAUCGACGACCAAGACUUGAAGGAGCUGAAGGGUGGAAACCAUAAUUUGACAAGGGAGCCCCGCGCCUUUUCGGUGACGGGGACAGGCCGCCGCGACAGAGACCGGCGGAGGCAGCCGCAGCGAACCCAACACAUUGGCGAUUUGAGACGUCAGGUGGCACCCGUCCGUACAUAG
Messenger RNA from Paraphaeosphaeria sporulosa, 654 nucleotides. RefSeq lists its product as uncharacterized. The transcript has a single exon. The annotation marks the transcript as partial. The record is from RefSeq and is a predicted model, not a curated record. Lineage: Eukaryota; Fungi; Ascomycota; Dothideomycetes; Pleosporales; Didymosphaeriaceae.